Molecule: messenger RNA, 672 nt
Organism: Rhizoctonia solani
Lineage: Eukaryota; Fungi; Basidiomycota; Agaricomycetes; Cantharellales; Ceratobasidiaceae
Exons: 6
Coding region: 1-672 (223 amino acids)
Source: RefSeq, a predicted model, not a curated record
AUGAUGAGAACUCUCUCAACUAUGUUGAUGCUCUCCGCUUCUCUCAUGGCAGCUGCUGUCGAUACUUGGGGAGGUGCUUGCUCCUUCGGUCCCACUAGCGCACACAUCAUCGAAUCCACCACCACACUAGUUGCUGGUAUUCCUCCACCAAACCAGAACGGUGCAUUGUUCCUAUGGCCCGGAAUGUCUAACGGCACUGGCGACCUUGUCCAGACCACCCUCGAAUCCUAUGCAGAUAACUCUUGGUGUGGCGCAAGCAAGAGCGAGUGGUGCGUCCGUGCGUCUGUUUUUGGAUGGUUUGGUCAGCGCGAUGGGCCUGCUGGAAUUGUCAAGGGUACCGAUGCUGUUACCAUGAACUACAAACUCCAAAGUAAUCGGAUGACCUGGAGACAGACCGUCACUAUUGACGGUAAAGUUGUUAGCACGCUCGACUCUGAAUCUGGACCAUACAUGAAAGGAUGGGGAACUGGAACCGAGUGCCAGGAAAACUGUAGCGGCACUGUCUCUGCUCAGAAAUACACCAACACCGUCAUCACUCUCGAUGCUGCUGACCCAAACUUUAGCAAGACGCUCGCUUGCUCCCAAGGCGCCACUGCCACCGGAAUUACCAGUGAGCAAGGCGGAAAGAUAUGGAAGAUUGCUAGCAUCAACGUUCCUGCCAUGGUUCGGUAG